Messenger RNA from Xiphias gladius (swordfish), 4541 nucleotides. It is a transcript of the gene cdh19, whose product is annotated as cadherin 19, type 2. Gene Ontology annotation, cellular component: plasma membrane; catenin complex; adherens junction. Gene Ontology annotation, biological process: cell morphogenesis; adherens junction organization; homophilic cell-cell adhesion. NCBI's taxonomy places the organism in Eukaryota, Metazoa, Chordata, Actinopteri, Istiophoriformes, Xiphiidae. The coding region runs from base 237 to 2663 and encodes 808 amino acids. Gene Ontology annotation, molecular function: calcium ion binding; cadherin binding. The transcript has 12 exons. The record is from RefSeq and is a predicted model, not a curated record.
GUAUUUAGUUAAGCAGAUUCUGUUUCCUUACACCCCACGAUGAUAUCUCUUGAUGGCGGCUGGUGACAAGUGGCUUGGGGGACGGCAGAAUCACACAAACAGAGAUAUGUGCAUGCAUACAAACCACAUCGUAACAAGAUGGGAUACAGCGCUGCCAGGAUCAUGAAUUACUGUGCUGUUGAAUGAAAAAUUGGUAGCACUAGAUCAGUGACACAUCCAUCUAUUGUCCACUAACCAUGGGAAGUGCAGAGGAAAUGCACGGAUGGACAGUAAAAAUGAGCACGCCGAGUGUUUUGGCUGUGGCGACAGUCUUUUCUAUGAUUCCUGGCGGAGUGCUGAGCGAUAUUAGGGGAACUCAUGGUCUGGAAGCCCAACAAUUGGCCCAGGGGUCCACUCAUCUGCACCGUCGCCUGAAGAGAGGCUGGAUCUGGAAACAGCUGUUUGUCCCCGAGGAAGAUUCCACUCCUCGCGUUAUUGGCCAGCUCAAAUCUGAUUCUGACCGAGGCGAGUUUUCUAUCAAGUAUAUACUAUCAGGGGAAGGAGCCGGAGACGUAUUUGAGAUAGAUGAGUAUUCUGGUGAGAUCCGGACGCUGAAGAAGCUCGAUCGUGAGGAAAAGGCCUUUUAUGUCCUUCAAGCCCAGGCUCUCAACAGGAGGUCCAAUGAACCAGAGGAACCCCAGUCAGAGUUUAUCAUCAAGGUGCAGGACAUCAAUGACAAUGUCCCCCAGUUCCAGAACGAACCGUAUGUGUCCAGCAUCCCCGAGAUGUGUCCAGUCGGGACAACAGUGGCCCAGGUGACAGCCACAGAUGCUGAUGAUCCCAUGUUUGGAAACAAUGCAAAGCUCAUCUACUCCAUCCUGCAGGGGGAGCCCUACUUCUCUGUGGAGCCAAAGACAGGGAUUAUUGUAACAUCUUGGCCAAACAUGGACCGCGAGGCCAGGGAGCAGUACCUGGUGGUGGUGCAAGUGAAGGAUAUGCUGGGCCUCAGCGGCGGUUUCUCCUCCUCCACCACAGUCACUGUCAGCCUGACUGAUGUCAACGACAAUGGGCCCACCUUCCAGCACCACCUGUACGCCUUCGCCGUACCUGAAAAUGCAGCCGUGGGCACCACCGUGGGCAGGAUUAUGGCAGAAGAUGGAGACAUUGGCAUCAAUGCCAGAAUGACCUACAGUCUGAAUGAUGACCUGGAGGAAAGCGCCACUUUUAUCAUCAAAACAGACGAAGUGACGCAGGAGGGAGUGGUUCUGCUAGCUAAGCCUUUGGACUACGAAACAAAGAGACGUUUUGUUAUGGCUGCAGAGGCAGUUAAUGAUCAUGUGGACACUCAUUUUCUGACUUUGGAGGACUUCAGGGACAGGACAACACUCAAGAUUGUCGUGGAAGAUGUGGACGAGCCGCCUGUCUUCCUUUCACCAGUCUACGAGUGGAAAGUUCCUGAAAAUGCAGCUGUGGGAACUGUGGUCGGCAGUGUUAGCGCCAGAGACACUGACACAGUCAACAAUCCCAUCAGAUAUUCAAUUUACAAAAGGAGCGAUACCACAAAAGCUUUCAAAAUAGACCCAAACAAUGGAACUAUAACUGUUGCUCGAGCUUUGGACCGAGAGACUACAAACUGGCACAAUGUGACUGUUGAAGCCAAGGAAACAACGCAGAACCAUUUAUCCUCCUCUGUGGUGGUGUUCAUCAAAGUACUGGACAUAAAUGACAAUGUGCCAAGGCUUGCAAGAGAUUACCAGCCAUAUAUCUGUGAGGGGACACAAGCGGGAGAACUUAUUCACCUGCUCAGUGCUGUGGAUCCAGACGACCCUUUGGAGGGACACCACUUCUAUUUCUCUAUGGUCCCUGAGAAACACAUCAAUCCAAACUUCACCAUCAGAGAUAAUCAAGACAAUACAGCCGGCAUCGUGGCACGCAGGAGUACUUUCACCCGCAAGGAUCGAACCCAGUACCUUCUGCCUGUGGUGGUGACAGACAGCGGCUCUCCAGCCCUCUCCAGCACCAGCACUUUGACAAUCAGCGUGUGCAGCUGCCAGCCUGCCGGCCAUUGUCCCACAGGAGGGGUGGAGGCCCUUGCUCUAUCUAUGGGGGUCAGCCUGCAAACAUUGUUAGGUCUUCUGGUCUGCCUGGUCACACUCACAGUGCUGUCAAUUCUAAUGCUAAUGGUGAGGAGACACAGGCGGAAACAGCAGGAAGGGCAGGAGGUGGAGGUGAAGGAGCUGGAGCUGCCUGAAACGGUGUCUCAGAAGGUGCUGUAUUACGGAGAACCAAGGGGUGAUGGAGCAGACCUGGACUUCUGCCAGCCUGUGGUUUCACUGCGCCACCACCCCCACAGGAAGAGGGAGAGGAGGCUGCGGAGGGAGGAUGUCAGGGCCAGCAUACGGAUGUCCCUCCGAGAGUCACACCUCAUCGGGCCGGAGGACGAGGUCUUCAGGCAGUUUAUUCUGGACAGGCUGGCAGAGGCUGAUAAGGAUCCUUACGUUCCCCCGUUUGACUGCCUCAGGACCUAUGCAUAUGAAGGGUCAGGGUCUCCCACAGGGUCCCUGAGCUCAUUGGAGUCUUCUACUUUUGAGACUGUACCUGAGCAACCUCCUUGUAAUCCCAGACCCUACUUAGUGAGACUUACCCCUUGGUAUGGGGGAGGAGAGGAGGACACAAUCUUCUGAGGAGCUGUUCUUCUAAUCUUUGCCUCACAGCAGGAACAGUUUGACAUUUUGUAAAUUAUGCUUAUUUGCUUUGUUGCUGAGAGUUAGACAACAAGAUCAAGGACCCCCCUUAUGUCUGUAAGGGAAAUAUAAAGCUACAGCCAGCGGUCAGUUAACAUAGCUUAGCUCUUUCUUUAGAGGUCUGGCUUAAAAGGUGCUGGUAGGCCAGGCUAGCUAUUUUGCCAUGUCCACUCCUAAUGCUAAGCUAAGCUAACCGACUGCUGGCUGUAUCUUUACCACACAGACAGCAAGAAAGUGAGUAAGUGUAUUUCCCAAAAUGUCGAACUAUUCCUUUAAAGAUAAAAUCGAACCCUACAUAACAACAGCUAUCGUUGGCGUGCUUUGUAUAACUAGACCCAAUUUUAUUUGCUGUAAUUUUUUAUUAUUCUGCGUAUAACUGUUCAAACAUUGAUCACAUGACUCAGAGCUACAAUAGAGUUUUGGCUUUAUGCCGUAAAAUCAAAGGUCGAAGGUUUCUCCUUGGCUCACCAUUCUGCAACAAUCAACUGCCAUACAUAGCAUGUUAUUAUAUACCGUUUUACAUGCACAAGGUUGUCCUCACCGGCAUAAGAGAACCAUUGGUCAUUUGUACAAAUGCUAAAAAUGAUCAGUGUUUAUGUUUUCCUGACGAGUUACCUUUUUACGGUUGUGCAAAUAAAUUACUGUCCUCUUUAAGUAUAGCAUAGGUGAAAGUAGCGUGAUGCAGUUAUUCUGCCUAGAAACCUCUUCACAAAUAGGUCAAGGUGCAAGGUUGGGUGUACACAGCAUAUGACUUAAACUCCGGAGACCGCGGCUUGCAUCCUUUCUACUAAAACAAUGACACAUCAUCUGCUUAUGAAGUUGCUACGGCAAAACGAUUGUCUAAUGAGACAUCCAACAGACAAGGAGCAAAAUUAGCGUUCAUUUGAAGUCGUACUGACUGAUUGAAUUUGGUCCAAUAUUCACUCUCCUUCUAGCUCUUAUUUGACUUAGCUUGUAGCUGCACCACUAUAUUCACCAGCUAGUAGCUUUGUUGUUUUGUAUUGGUUAGUUAGCAUACAGUGGGUUUAGUAGAGUUUUUUCUUUUUCUUUUUUUCUGUAGGUUGUUAAGCACAGUGGUUGCAAGCUGGAAAAACAAAGCAAUGAGUUUGGCUAAAGCACAUUUUAAGCUAAGGGGAAAUGCAAAGCUGGUUGGUGGCUAUGAGCAACCUCUUAUGGCACAGUCAUUUUAAUCCAUGGUUACUGUUAAAUAAUAUUGUUGUGUGCAGCUUUAACCUGGAGGACUUUUAGCUUCCCCAACCCAACCAGACUUUACUCAGAGAGGGUGGCAAUGCAGAAAUGAUAUGAUUCAUUUCUGAAUUGGUCACAUGGGUUCAAUUUUUAAGUCACUGACAAACAAGCUAUUAUGUCAUUUAGGUCACUGAUGCACGUAUAGCAGCAUCAAUAGACCAUAAUGUUAUCACAGCCACAAGAAAGGUUACUGGAUGCAAAACUUCACUUUCUCUUUCCCGGAUGAGUGAGCUUCUAUGUUUAUGCUGUUUGCUUGUUUCACCCACUUUGAGAAUUAGUCACUAGAGAGAGAACAGGUGGGUCUACGCACGUGUGUUGAGGUCACAAUUAGAAUCAUUUUGGCACAUGCUUGAAAAUUAUUAACUGAGGGUGAUAAACAGAUUGAGGGAAUAAACCAAAAAUAUUGCACCAUCAAAAAAAAAUAAUUUGCGGAAUGCAUUGACAUAGUUGUCAUUGACAUAAGAGCGGGAGGGGGAGUGCAAGGGGAGUAGGAGUGCAUGUGAACAAUGUUAUUUAUGCUUUAAUGACUGCAGUUAUUACAGUGUGACAAUACUAUAUUCACUGUACAAC